UGUUUUUCUAAAGCUUUUCGAGAAUUUCUCAUUUCUCGUCUCAUAUCUAUAUAUAUCCUUUGCAGCGGGUAAUCCCAGCUGUUGGCUAUUUCUAUUUUUACCCUCUGUUUUUUAUUGUAUUGCGAUUCUACCCUUUUACAGACGAUCGAUCUCUCAAAUCCACUAGAAUUCGUUCGUGUUCGUCCGAUUUUUCGAUUUCUAGGGUUUUGUUUCUGUGUUUUUUCAUCUGUCGCUCGUUCGUCUCGAUGGGGGAGUGGAAGAUAGAGGAUAUGCCCCUUCCUGCUCUCUUCGAGCAGGCCCGCAAGAUCCAUUCCAUGGCGUCUGAAUCCACCAUUGAUCAGGAGACGUUGAAGAAGGCGUGCGAAGCGUUAUGUCAGUGCGAUGAAAUGAUAAGCAAGCUAGGGCUUUUCUCCACCAACGAAUCGAAGGAUGAUGUCAGCACCACCAAUCUCAAAUACUUGCUGGUACCGUUUUAUCUUGGAGAGUUGACAGAAAAGGUUACACAAGUUGAUAGGAUACAGGUUCUUAAGAUUUCCCAGGACCGACUAAAGGAAUUUGUAUCAUUUUGUGAGGCACUAGAGCUUUUGCCUGAAGAGGAGUUGGAGAUUCAUUCACAAAAGGGCCCAGAUACACCUGCGUCUCGAAGGGCUAACAAGAUUGCUCGGUUCAGACGCCAGAAAGCUGCAGAAUCAAAGCUACAAGAAAUUAAAGAAAGGAAAGAGCGGCGAGGUCGUUCAUCCAGAGCAGCUGCUUUAUCUACUCCUAUUGAGGCUGGGGAAGAAGAUACUUUGGAUGAUGAUGGUGAAGAGGAACGGGAGGCAUGGCUCACUACCAUCUCUCUGGCUAUCUGUAAGGCAUUUGAUUUGCUAGAAAUGCUAAAGAAAGAGGAAGAAAUACUUUCAGCUGUAAAAGAUCAGCAGUCGCAGAGGCCAUUGUCUCCAAUUCUGACAACUGCAUUGCAGGAUGGGGACAAGGAAUUUGCUCAAGAGGUCCUUGACGAGCGUGCCAAGAAAGCAGAAAGUUGGCAUCGGAAUGCUGCGUUCCAAGCACAAUUUUCAAAACCAGCACAGCCAAUCACAUGUGCCACUUUUGCCCAAGAUGUGAUAGAAGGGAGAGCAAAGGCUUCACAAGCACAUGAACACAAACACCAACCAAUGAUAUUUGGGCCUGCAAGUGUCAUGAAUAGAAAAUUAACAACUGAAAGGGAAAGGAUGGCAGCACAGGUUUUCCAGCCUGGUUACAGGUUGCCAACCAUGAGCAUAGAAGAAGCUGGUCUAUGCGAAAUGGAGAUGAUGAAGAAAUGGCAAGAAAGGAAUGUCAAGCUUUAUGAAGAAGCUAAUUCUUCAUGGCACAAGGAUACCCAGAAGUCAGCAGCUGAUGAAGAUGAUGAUGAAGCUGCUGAAGAGAAGGCAAGGGCAUGGGAUGACUGGAAGGAUGACCAUCCUCGUGGGGCAGGCAAUAAGAAGCUCACCCCUUGUGGAUAAUAUGGAAGAUCACAGAUAUUGCGUCUUAGAGAGAGCUUAGGGCUUGUUCUAUAAACGCUCGGGAAAGUUUUGAUAUUUUGACUGUGUACUAUAGCUGCCAUUUGUUCAUCUCCUCUAUAUGUUAUAUCCUAAUAAGAAGACUUCUUUGCAUGUGUAUAUGAUGGAGAAACAGGGAAUGCAGAAAUCUUGGAUUGCA
Molecule: messenger RNA, 1680 nt
Organism: Magnolia sinica
Lineage: Eukaryota; Viridiplantae; Streptophyta; Magnoliopsida; Magnoliales; Magnoliaceae
Product: PP2A regulatory subunit TAP46
Exons: 9
Coding region: 246-1484 (412 amino acids)
Biological process (GO): regulation of signal transduction; regulation of dephosphorylation
Cellular component (GO): cytosol
Molecular function (GO): protein phosphatase 2A binding
Source: RefSeq, a predicted model, not a curated record